CUCGCCAUCGCGGGGAACAUAGCGCUAUUCCUAUCCUCCAACACCGCCACCGGCGCGGCCGUCAUGCUCUCCGCGUCGAUUGUCAAACCGGAUGGAGGAUCGGACAUUGCACCCCUCACCUUGCCCCCGCUCUUCGAGUUCACCCUUGACAACAGCGUCCGGGACAUGUGGAAUGCAGGCGUGUACCCGCUAUCCAUCCUCAUAGCGGUGUUCUCCGGCGGUUGGCCAUACUUCAAGCUCGCGCUCAUGUUGCUCGCGUGGUAUUCACCGAUGGGGGUUUUAUCCACAAGCGCUCGCGGAUAUUUACUGAGGUCGGUGGAUGCGUUGGGGAAGUGGUCGCUGAUUGACACGUUCGUCAUGACGCUGUUCCAGGUGGCGUUCAGGUUCCACGUGAUCACCCCACCCUCCAGCGUACCUUUCCAAUCAAGCAGCGACGACACCGGGGUCGGAUCCUUCGCACAGCUUGACGCGAUGGUGGAGCCGAGAUAUGGCUUCCACGUGUUCCUGUUUGCGACGGUGCUCUCGCUGUUCCUUGGACACUUCGCGCUGGGUUGGCACAGACACGCGGUCGGGGAGGAUCUGGCCGGAGUUGACCCAAAGGACGAAGGUGAGGAAGAUGAGGAUAAUGAUGAUAAUGUGGCGCGGUGGCGGCGGGUCGGCGGGAACGAGCGCAAACGUAUCGCUCUGCGCAACGGUAUGGCCGGGUGCCUCUCGUUCGCCGCCGUGCUCCUCGUCGUUGGCGUGUUUGCCACGUCUAUUAGGUUCGAUUUCAAGGGUUUGGCGGGGUUCGUGCUCGGCCGGGGCGGAGCGACGCGGGAGUACUCCCUCGUGUCUCUCGCCUUGAACAUCCCGGGCGGGGAGCUCUCGCACGUGGGGGUGCAGGUGUCCCUCUGGGUGUUUGUGAUUGUCAUGCCCGCCGCCCAGCUCGUUGCGCUAGCUUUGCUGUGGCUCAUGCCCAUGACCGCAAGCUCGCAGAGGAGGAUGGAGAUUGUCGCGGAAAUUUGCGGGGCGUGGGCCGCGCUCGAUGUCUUCCUUGUCGCUGCACUCGCGGCGGUACUCCAGAUUGGAAGGUUCACUGAGUUCAUCGUUGGAGACGCGUGUGACGGGAUCAACAAGGUCCUUCGUGAAAUUUCCAACCUUGGCGGUGAUGGGUUGGACCCGCUCAGGUUGAACGGCGACGACGUAUGUUUCGACGUGGAUACCAGGAUGGAGAGUGGGUGCUGGGUGUUGGUAUGCGCGGCGGGGUGCAUCGCGAUGGUGAUGCAUCGGUCGACUGUUCGCGCGCGACGGGUCAAGGAACAGGCCGAGCCGGUUGUUGAAGAGGAGGUUUAGAUAAAAAAAAGUUACAAGCGGUCCUCCGGCCACCGCCAUCUGCGCACCAAAAUCACCGAGAGCGAAAAAUGGGAGCGCACGAUCAAGCCGCGAUGAAGUCGAUCAAUUUGAUGAGCGAAUGAUUCUUGGCACC
Messenger RNA from Micromonas commoda, 1465 nucleotides. RefSeq lists its product with no specific name. The coding region runs from base 64 to 1332 and encodes 422 amino acids. NCBI's taxonomy places the organism in Eukaryota, Viridiplantae, Chlorophyta, Mamiellophyceae, Mamiellales, Mamiellaceae. The record is from RefSeq and is a predicted model, not a curated record. The transcript has a single exon.